This is a messenger RNA of Cicer arietinum (chickpea), 1274 nucleotides long. RefSeq lists its product as uncharacterized. NCBI's taxonomy places the organism in Eukaryota, Viridiplantae, Streptophyta, Magnoliopsida, Fabales, Fabaceae. Gene Ontology annotation, cellular component: mitochondrion. The record is from RefSeq and is a predicted model, not a curated record.
CCUGGAAAACCAGAAACCUGCAAUUGUUACUUCCGUGUUAUAAACUUGAAUCAAUCAAUUAAUCAAUCUUCUUUCAUCCCUAAUCAGUUAGGUGCAGCAACUGUAAUGUUUAUGCAUCAAAGUUGAAUAUGAUGAUGUCUUUGAAACGCUUACAAUUAGUUCGAACACUCUAUCGUUCAUCUCAGAUUCGAGAAGAUUCUUCAUCGUAUCUGCUUGGUAGCUGUAGGAGCUAUUCAAAUGCUUUAUCAAAUGGUUCUCACGGUAGUUUUAAGAGCUUCCAUCCUCAUUUGUUUAAAAGCAACGAUGGAUUUUCAUUUUCCUUGGAUAGUGUUAAAACUUUGACACUUCGAUCUACAAUGGCUGCCGAGUUGUCCAUUAUCAUGAACCAUAGAAGGAUGGAAACUACUAUAGCCAAAGCCCCCUCUGCACAAGCGCGCCUUGUGGGAACACAAAUAGCCAUGCCAAGUCCUGGAUUUAUCUAUGAACCGUACAAACCUCGUGAGAAAAUCCCAUUUUGGCAAAGGUGGUUCACUAGAAGUGGUUGGAGAAGAACGAAAAACGACAUAAUUAUAGAGCUCAAAAGUGCUUAUGCCAUUGCAAAGUUGAGAAAGACAGGAUAUUCAAAGAAUCAGUUCUACAAAGAGGCUCUCAAUAUGUACAAGGAGAUAAACACACUUAUAGCUAAUGGUGACAAAAAGUUAUUAAGGAAAGCAGUUACUGAGAAGAUGUUUUCUACACUUAAGAAUGAAAUUAAACAAAGAGAAACUGCAUGGAGCGGGGUUUAUUGGGAAAUGGUUGAGCCUGUUGUUAUGAUAAGAACUCUGCGUGCUCGUAUGAUUGGUGUUGACCGCAAAGACCUCAGUAAAGUAUUUUAUCAACUCACUCUUGAGAUUUUGGCUAAACAAAAAUUUGAAGCAUAUGACUCAAAAGGUUCUGUUGUUGCUGGAGAUAAAAACAAGGAGGUUCUUGUCCGUGAUAUAUGGGUAUUUGAGAAGUCUACGUUUCACCCUGGAGCACACUGGCGUCUUUGUGGACGGAUAUCUCCAAAAGCAUCGUAGCUACCUUCAUGAAAGAAGAGACCAAAGUUUAUGAGAGUUAUAUCUGUUCAUAUUGUAACUUAUUACUGUUGAGCUGAUUUGCCACAGUAACCUUUUACUUGGUUCCUUUAAAGGCAAAUUCAUCUUAGAAGAGUUUUGUUUUAGGAAUAAAAUCAAAGAUGGUGUAAACCUAUCCAAAUUUUAUUCUUUGAAUUCAUUUGGAGAUUUUCCCCCUUC